Messenger RNA from Dipodomys spectabilis (banner-tailed kangaroo rat), 576 nucleotides. RefSeq names its product interleukin-17F-like. Gene Ontology annotation, molecular function: cytokine activity. NCBI's taxonomy places the organism in Eukaryota, Metazoa, Chordata, Mammalia, Rodentia, Heteromyidae. Bases 1 to 576 code for a protein of 191 amino acids. The record is from RefSeq and is a predicted model, not a curated record. Gene Ontology annotation, cellular component: extracellular region. Gene Ontology annotation, biological process: inflammatory response. The transcript has 3 exons.
AUGAGGGAUAACAAUGCGAUGGAAUGUGGGCUCCGGCCUUGCAUUCGUCAGUCCGUGUGGGAAGAACUGGAUGUGGAGCGCAGGGAAACCAGGCUUCGGGAGCAUGUCCAGUUCCCGCUGCUCUUGACGUUGGGCCUCGUCCUCCCGAGGGAGGUGGCAGCUCUUCACAUCCCCCAGGCUGGGGCUCCUGGCCUGGGAACUGCAGGGCGGAAGGCUGGGCACUGCCCCGCCUUGGAGGAGAACACAGUCCGGGUGGACAUGCGCAUCCUCAGGCAGAGCCAGGGCACCACCGUGCUCCAGGACUUCCAGAACCGCUCCACCUCCCCGUGGGAUUACAACGUCACCCGGGACCCUCACCGCUUCCCCUCGGAGAUCGCGGAGGCCCGGUGCAGACACGCGGGCUGUCUGGACGCCCAGGGGCGGGAGGACAGCUCCAUGAACGCCGUGGCCAUCCAGCAAGAGAUCCUGGUCCUCCGGAGGGAGCCCCAGGGCUGCGCGCACUCCUUCCGGCUGGAGAAGAUGCACGUGUCUGUGGGCUGCACGUGCGUCCGCCCCGUGGUUCACCAGGUGGUCUGA